Messenger RNA from Verticillium nonalfalfae, 1128 nucleotides. RefSeq lists its product as uncharacterized. The coding region runs from base 1 to 1128 and encodes 375 amino acids. Lineage: Eukaryota; Fungi; Ascomycota; Sordariomycetes; Glomerellales; Plectosphaerellaceae. The record is from RefSeq and is a predicted model, not a curated record. The transcript is spliced from 4 exons.
AUGGCUACGGAUCCCAAGGAUUUGGCAGUCCUCGUAAAUGCUUCGAUCUGGAGUUUGUUCACCCUCGCAACGAUCGCUCUCGCCUUGAGGUUGUAUAGCAGAAUCCGCGUAGUCCGCUUGGGCGUUCAGCAAGAUGAUUGGGUCCUCAUCGCCGGAUGGACAGUUGUUUUGGUGGCGUCUGGGGUCAUGUCGGGGCUCAUGGCCAUCUUCUUGCAUUCAGGAAGCCUCCAGAAGAUCACGCUCGCCCGCAUCCACCACAACCUCCAGAGCAUCGCCCUCGGACUGACCAAGACGUCGUUCGGCCUGACGCUGCUGCGACUGAUGCCCGGUGGCUGGGAGGCGAAGCUGAUCUACGUCGUGCUGAUCACCAUGAACUUUCAGUUCGCGGUGCACAUCAUUGCGGUCUGGCAGAUGAUAUGCGGUGCGCCGGAUGAAGGGCACAUUGGAGGAGACAAAUGCUGGACCUUGACGCAAUCGGUUACUUUUGCAGUCUUCAGUGCUGUGUAUUCGGCAUUGUGCGACUUUAUACUGGCCCUGUUGCCCUGGCGGAUGAUAUUCAACCUGCAGAUGAAGCGAUCCGAAAGACUAGGUAUUGCUUUAGCGCUGAGCAUGGGCGUCAUCGCAGGCAUCACUGGUGUGAUGAAGGCGUACUACGGCUCCAAAUUGCUUCAAGUGAGGCAUCCCAACUAUGCCUACAACCAGGCCGUCUACUGGAUCUGGUCAAUGGCCGAGCCUAACGUCACGAUCAUUUCUGCCUCUAUACCGGUUCUCCGUGGAUUCGUCCGCAGCGCCCGCGUCCGAACCGAGUCGAACAACAACGGUGGUGGCUAUGUCAAGACGGGAGACAGCAGUAACAAGUUUUACAACUCGGUCACGGUCACGGCAGGCCGCGCCGAGGCCAAGGGUGACGACGGCGACAGCGAUCGGAGCAUUCUGGGGCAUGGACCCCAGGGUAGGGACAUGAAUGGGAUCGCCUGGACGACAACGGUCAGCGUUGAGUAUGAGAACCAGUCGCGCGAGGAUGAUGUCAAGGGCAUCGCCAUUUCGAAGGAUACAGCAACAGAAGAAGGAAUCGAAAUGGAAGCAGUGACACCACGCCCAGGCCCGACGGAUGACCCAAGAAGAUAG